Anopheles marshallii is the source of this 2670-nucleotide messenger RNA. It is a transcript of the gene Tango6, whose product is annotated as transport and Golgi organization protein 6. Bases 1 to 2670 code for a protein of 889 amino acids. Lineage: Eukaryota; Metazoa; Arthropoda; Insecta; Diptera; Culicidae. The record is from RefSeq and is a predicted model, not a curated record. The transcript is spliced from 3 exons. Gene Ontology annotation, biological process: protein secretion.
AUGGAAAUUAAUGUGGAAGCACUUCGUGAAGUGAUCGUUUGCGUUGCCAAUUUAAAACCGAAAGAUAUUACGCUGGCUAAACUGGAAGAAUGUCUGCGACCUUUCUCGGUGGAAGCAUCAAUCGGCUCAGACAGCCUUUGGAAAAUCACUGCCCAAUACUGUACGCUGCUCACUGAAUUUGCCGUCAAGGGCUUGGUGGAAAAGCAAAACCAAUCGGUUGAAAGUGAGGAAGUUAUAAAUCUACAUGAUCUAGCGCACUAUCUUACCAUGAUCGAUCUAGUACGCCAAUUCACCAUUCAUCUUUAUCUGCCACGCGAGCUACGAGGACUAUCCAGCUGUGAAAGCCAACUGAUGGUCGUGGUAGAAGAAAAGGAACGAGUUCGUAGACUUUCGUUCUGUAUUGAUCAUUUUCAACGGUUAUUUGAAAAGAAAAUGCUCGCCGUUCAUCCACGGCUAACCGACACGGUUAUCGAUUUCGUUGCUGGUUGCUACAGUCUCUCCCAGGCAAGUUUGAUGGACAAAUGGCAACAGUUUGCCUUUCCCAAGGAUCUUAUCUUCCGUAGCUUACUGGUGAUAAAAGGCUCCUACGGUCUACCCAUAGAACUUGCCAAAGUAUUACAUACCGAUUUGUUGCAUCUUACUGGAGAACCGGGUGGUUUCUGUGCGCUAUGCAAAACCUUACUCGCGGUUGGCGAUACCAAUGAAAACGUACCGGCGUGGCAGAAAAGUGAAGUAAUUGCCAAAAUCGUAAGCAGCAAGGGACACACGAAGAAAUUUUACCGACAAGUAUUAACGGACUGUUUCGAGUUCUACCGCUGGGCCGUUCAAACAGGCACGCAAGAAGCGUCAACUUAUGCUGCAACGUGUAUCGAAUGUCUGAAACGAUUCUGCCAACUGCCGGCCCCGUAUCGUGAACUUCACUCACUUAUUGAGGAAUAUUUUUUCGGUAUCUUCCAAGAUCUUGCUGGGCCAAAAGAGCUUGUGACGGGAUGCGUGGUUCAAGAGCGAAUAACAUUGAUGAGCAAAUUACACGAAUGCAGUAUGGCGUUUACGGGAUCUACGUUCACAGCAUUGCCAUCGGCGUUAUUGAUACCAUAUCUCCAUCUCUUCCUAAAGAUGAUCUCUGUGCUUCCAUCGACGUACGAAGAACAAACGUAUCUGCACGGCAUGAUCAUAUUUUGUUUAGCCAACCGAUCGAAAUCGGAAUUGCAACAAAUAGUAACGACUCUCUUGCUAAAUCAACCAGAGGGUGAAAUUGGCAAAUAUUUGCUUCAUCCGCGAAUUAUUUUGAAAUAUGUCCCGAAUGACAAUAACUACAGCUUACAAAUUGGUCCUGCAACGAACGACGGAGAUCCUGAGAGCGAUAGUCUUCUGCCAGUACUGGUUGAUGUACUGAAAUCAUCUAAUCGAAACCUGCUACUGUACGAUGUGUUUCUUGUACUGCUAAAUCAGCUUGUGACCGGCAUGUGGACAGACAACUCGUCACAACAGUCCAAUCGGCUGUUAGAUGCCGUCGAGCGUGACGGUUUGCUGUGCGCUCGGUUCCAUCAAAAAUACAUUCUCAUUCAAUCGCUGAUGGAGCUUAUCCACCACAAACAUUUCCAUUCUCAAUUAUACGACAAUCCGGGGGAAGUUUUGGGCAUAUUAACCGUGUCGCUAACAUCGAUCAUCGAUGAUUCUAACGCAUCCGAUAAUGGUGCCAGCAGUUCCGACAUCCUGGAGAUUGUGUUGUCCAUUUUUCAAGAAUUUCUUCAACGCAUUCGCAAUCGAAAUGAGGUAGAAGGUAUUUUGAAGCUUCUUCGCCGGUACCGUAAUUCGACGAGUUGUAGUGAAACGAUGGCAGUUCAAAUCGAUCUGCUUUGUAACGAAACAACAACCGAGCGCGGUGAACUGUCGGAAUCGGCCUGCCAAAAUGCGUUAAACCUUUGCUCGGAUCAGCAACCAUACUGUAAGGUGUACGGAACGACCCUGUUGCUAAAGUUGCUGAAAGAACGCGAUCCAGAAACGUACGUCCAGCGGCAUAAAAUUCUAAUACUGGCACUGGUAAAUCUGCGCGAUGAGGAAAGUUACGCAUUCCUCAACUCGGUCCGCUUGCUGGUGGCGCUCUGUGAUGUGCUAGAGGCGGAAGUUAUCGAUGCGCUUGUGAAGGAGUAUCUUAGCGAGGAGAAUGAUACAGACUUUCGGCUUAAAAUAGGCGAAGCGACGGUGAAGACGGUCGAAACGUUAGGUCCUUUGGCGGUGCGCUAUCGUGAUGUGCUACUGAACUGUUUUCUCACCGGCACGCGUAAUGCCGUUGACGAGUUCCGCACCUCGAGCCUUUCGAAUGUCGGCAGCAUGUGUCGUAUGCUUUCCUACCAAGUGCAUCACUUUUUCUACGAGCUUUUCACAUGCAUUCAAUCGAUCGUAGACACGGAUCGUUAUCUUCCUGCUAGAAGAGCUGCAAUUCUGGUGCUUUCUCAACUACUGGAAGGAAUCGAUAGUUUAAUGGAUUUUCAGGAGUACCUAUUAUUGAUCUAUCGAUUCUUGAAACAUGUUAUCACAACCGACAAUGAUGACGUUACCAAGCUUCAGGCAGCUGUUGCAUUAGAUCAUUUGAAGGCAAAAACGAAAGAUUUUCUUCAGAUAAAGCCAGAUGAUUUGGAAAGACGUAUGUUUGGCAGAGUUAUUUGA